This is a messenger RNA of Acanthosepion pharaonis, 2679 nucleotides long. The record is from the annotation of a GenBank genome assembly. Lineage: Eukaryota; Metazoa; Mollusca; Cephalopoda; Sepiida; Sepiidae.
AUGUCCUUUCCACCCGGUCCACCGAUGGGGCUACCUCCGAUGGCCCCCGGUAUGAUGACUCAGGGCUACACGUUCACUCCAAUGGGUAUGGUACCUAUGGGAGUGAGCAUGAUCCCUCCUACUUCGGUUAUGAGACCGAUAAUUACGUCCAGUUCACCUGCCGCGGUGGCUGUAGCGGCAGCCACGGCCGCCUCUUCGGCUGCUGCCGCCGCCGCCGCCACCUCUUCAUCUACUAAUAGUAACAACACUAAUAUCAUCCUUCACACAGGCUCUUCUGCUAAUAAUUCGAACCAACGACAUUCCCACCACCAUCAUCACCAUCACAACAACCAUAAGAAACUCAUCCCCCAGGAGAUUCCAAAAACUGACUCCGGAAAAAAAGAAGAGAAACCGCCCGUGACCACGGUGUUUGUUGGGAAUAUAAGUGAGCGAGCACCAGACACGAUGAUACGCGAAAUGCUUCAACGUUGUGGCAAUAUUCUUAGCUGGAAAAGGGUACAAGGUGCAUCAGGCAAAUUACAAGCCUUUGGAUUUUGUGAAUAUGAGGAUCCAGAAUCCACACUGCGUUGUAUCCGCCUGUUAAAUGAAUGGGAGAUCAUUGACAGGAAACUGGUUGUUAAAGUAGAUGCAAAAACAAAAACUUUACUUGAUGAAUACAAAGCAAAAAAGAAAGAUGAUGUCCAGAAACCAAAACCUGAAACAGAAAAAGUUAAAGCUGAUGAAGAAGAAAACAAAGAUCAAGCCGAAGACAAAACAUCCAAUGAUGAGAAAGAGAAAAACGAGUCUGCCACACCUGUCUCUGAAUCCAGUAACAAUUUGGACCAGAUCACAGUCCGAGAGGAUCAAGUUACCAAAGCCGGUUUAGAAGCAAUUAUGAGAGAAUACGCAGAUGAGUUGUCAAAGGAACCUCCUGUUGACCAGGAAAAAGAGGCAAAACAAAGCCAGAAAAAAGUUAAAGAAGAAAAAGUUCAAGCUGACAAGGGACUUGAUGACAUGGAAUUAGAAGAAGAGAAAAAAGAAAUAAUCAAUCGAGAAAUAAAAAGCUUUCGAGAUCUGCACAAAGAGGAUGAGAGUAAUGAAAAAAGCCGGAACCGAGAACGACGAAUGCACGAAGAACGUCUCAGGCGGGAGAAAUUAAGAAAAGGCAAAAUGUAUGAGAGAGAUCAUAGAGAACGCAGCUGGUCAAGAAGUGUUUCCCGUUCCAGAUCUCGCUCUCGAUCUCGGUCAAGAUCACGCCGGGAUCGAUCACGAGACAGCUCCAGGGAAAGAUCCCGCGACAGAUCCCGAGAACGGUCAAAAGACAGGGACAAGAGAACUCGAGACCGGGAUCUAGAAGAUGAAGAAGAAGCAUAUGAACGAAGGAAACUGGAAAAGAAACUUCGUGAAAAGGAAGCAGCAUAUCAAGAAAGACUGAGAAACUGGGAAGCACGUGAAAGGAAGAAAGGCAAAGAAUAUGAAAAAGAGAAAGAACGUGAAGACGAACGGAAAUCAGAGGAAGCCAAAGAAGCUCACAGGCUGAAAGAGUUUUUAGAAGACUAUGAUGACUUGAGGGAUGACCCCAAGUUCUACAGGGGGAGUGCCUUAACAAGACGCUUGAAAGAGCGAGAAAAAGAAAAAGAAGCUGAUGCUCGAGAUCGGCAAAGAGAAAAAGAAGAACUGGAAGAAAUUCGUCGUCGACUGAUGGAAGAGGGACAUGUGGAUCCAGACGGAGAGGUUGCUAAAAUAGAAAGAGAAAGGGAUGAACAUUUAAAACCGCGGCUGCAUUUACUGCCACCAUUACCUGAACCAAAAUCUAAACGGGACACAACACGCACCCCAAAGAGAGAAGCCAAAGGGGAUCAUCACCAUCAUCAUCAUCACCAUCACCAUCAUCAUCAUGACGAUGUUACCAACAAAUCUGGGUUAGCCCCUCGAAUGCAGGCAACUCUGAAACCAAUUGAAAUUGCCCCCAAAAUAAAUAAUUCUCAUACAAGUAGUUCCGCAUCUGAGAGUGAAGGUAAAGAAAAACUGUCAAUUGUUGCCGAUGAAUGUGGUAGAGAUGACAGUGGUGGAGAUGAUGACAAUGACGCUGCCAGUGCCAAUUUUAGUGGCACCAGCACACAACCAGUUUUUGGACCUGCCAUAAAAGAAGAGUCAUUUGCAAAGAUUGGCUUCAGUGCAAUGAGAUUACGAACUUCUGACAGCCCCAGCGACAGUGGCACCUCAAAACGUAAGAAAAUGACUGUUGGUGAUGUUUUCAGUCAGGAUGAUGAGGGUUCUGAGGCACCUCAGAAGAAACGCAAACUCGUUCCAUUGGAUUACGAUGAAGAAAAACCUGAAAAGAAAACAGCAACAUCAACAGAAGAGAAAAGGCAACAAAUUAAGCGCCUUAUUGAACGCAUUCCAACAGGCAAAGAUGAACUUUUUACCUAUCCCCUUGAUUGGAAUACUGUUGACCAAAUGUUGAUGGACAAACGUAUAAAACCUUGGAUCAACAAGAAAAUUGUUGAGUAUAUUGGUGAAGAGGAACCAACUUUGACUGAAUUUAUUUGUCAGAAAGUUGUUGGUCGAAGUUCCCCAUCAAGUAUUUUGGAUGAUGUUGCCAUGGUGUUGGAUGAAGAAGCUGAGGUAUUUGUUGUUAAAAUGUGGAGACUUUUAAUAUAUGAAACAGAGGCUAAGAAAGCCGGACUUGUGAAAUGA